AUCAGCUGUGUCCAAUCACAGCUGAUCACAUGGGACAUGUACACUGAUCAUCAGGGCACUGAUGAUCAGUGUGGCCCCAGAAGUGCCACCUGUCACUGCUCAUCAGUGCCAGUGCCCAUCAGUGCCACGUGCCAGUGCCCAUCAGUGCCAUAUCAAUGCCACAAUGUGCAUACCAGUGCACAUCAAUGCCACAUAUCAGUGCCCAUCUGAGCUGCCUUUCAAUGUCACCCAUCAAUGCCAAUCAGUGCCAGUCAGUGCUGCCCAACAGUGCCACCUAUCA
This is a messenger RNA of Staurois parvus, 280 nucleotides long. The record is from the annotation of a GenBank genome assembly. NCBI's taxonomy places the organism in Eukaryota, Metazoa, Chordata, Amphibia, Anura, Ranidae.